Messenger RNA from Triticum urartu, 918 nucleotides. NCBI's taxonomy places the organism in Eukaryota, Viridiplantae, Streptophyta, Magnoliopsida, Poales, Poaceae. The record is from RefSeq and is a predicted model, not a curated record.
ACUAGCCGUGCUAGCAUUUUACAUUGACCCGGGUCUGCUCCUCACUUUUCCAUUUUCACGCAGCCAACAGGAGAGCACACCGGGGCACAGCGGAGGCGAGGUCGCACGGGGCGAGGCACCACAGAAGCGGAGCCCGGUGGCUCGAAUAAGAGGCCAUGAUGACGGCUUUGAGGCAAGGCCACGGCGAAGGGAGCCACGGCGGCUUGAAGAUAAGGUCGCUCAGGGGCAACUCGGAGCAGAGGCAUGGCCGGCUUGACCGCAACAGCGGCGGCGGUGGAAGGCGACUGGCUCAAAGAUCAGAGUACUUCUCACCAUCAGCGGAGCUUCGUUUUCUGAUGCACGGAAUAUUUGGUCGGCAUCUCGGUGGCGAGUCAGCAGACAAGCGGAGAUGGCAGAGGGUCAUGACGACUUCUGCGAAGGUGAAAAGCUGCAACUCUGGCCAGCGGUGGCUUGCAGUGGAUGAAGCGGCCGUCGGGGCGCGGUGACCCGGAGGCGGUUGCGGCAGAAUUGAGUAGAGGCAGCAAGACGGCGAGGCGCGCCGGAACCGGCCGGAAUGGCAACCUGGUCCGGGCGCGUAGCUUGGAGGCGACCCAGAAGUGACGCCGGUGAAGGAAAGCAGCGCGACGAGACCGGGUCGAUCCUAUUUACACUUCCGGCCGUAGUUGUAUCUGUUUCCGGGUCGUAGUUGUAUCUGCUUCUAGGUAGUGGGCUUUUGGCCGUAUGUGGCACUUAACAUCUCGCAUGAUGGAAUCCAUCUUUCUCCAUGUAAGGGAAGUAUUUGCCAGGCUUGAGCAAAGUAGUAGUCACCGAGACUUGCAGAUUGCGUCAUGGGAUUUUCCUUUUCCUAGUAGUACUUUUGACGAGUAGGGCGUUUUGGUGACCGAGCUUCAUGGAGCCCUUUAUUUUUGAAAAAUUCAA